This is a messenger RNA of Eucalyptus grandis, 1685 nucleotides long. RefSeq names its product plant cysteine oxidase 1. The transcript has 5 exons. Lineage: Eukaryota; Viridiplantae; Streptophyta; Magnoliopsida; Myrtales; Myrtaceae. The coding region runs from base 550 to 1425 and encodes 291 amino acids. Gene Ontology annotation, molecular function: oxidoreductase activity, acting on single donors with incorporation of molecular oxygen, incorporation of two atoms of oxygen. The record is from RefSeq and is a predicted model, not a curated record.
CUCUCUCUACGAAAGCAACCAACAUCCUGAUCCGAGAUGGCCCCUGGUUUUGCUCCUCCUCCUCCCCUCCCCGCCCGCCCGCCACCCCCUAUAUAUCCAUCUUCUUCCCCUUACUGUUCUACUGCCACCUUCUCUCUCCCCACUUCCAUCUCAUCUCAAAGGCUUCUCUUUUCUACUUGCUCUUUUGUUGCUCCGUCCGAUCCGACGCGUACCCAUUCAUCAGCUCCGCGAGGUGGGACUCGACGUGCGUUCGUCUCAGCGAAUUGGGUUGUCUUCAGCUUCGCCGCUCCACGUGUUUGGCGAAGGCUUCGGCCUGGUUUCUGGUUCGAGUCGACCCGGCGCGUUCCGGAUCAGUCGUUCUUGCACCUGGAGGAGGGCGUCUUCUCGAUCCGCGUAUCGUCGGCGAUUUCAACGCUUGGUAGCUGCUGAUCGACGCGGAAAAAAUCUCGGCUUGGGUUGAAGCGUCGAAACGAAAAUUCAAGAUUUUCUGGAACUUCUCGUGACAUUGCUUGUGAGAGGUCGAUAGUUAUUUAUCGGAAACGGGUGCGGAUGAGGAUUGGAGCGAGGUUGAUGGAUCAGGGAAUGAACGGGACGUCGGUUGGGCACGUGAAUCACAGCAAGGUCGGAUACAUCAACGGGAUUGUCAAGAAGAAGAGGUGCAACAGGAGGAUCCGGCGGCACCGAGCCCUGCCGUUCCGGAUGGCCCUGCAGGAUCUGUUCCACGCUUGCCAGGAUGUCUUCAAAGGCCCCGGCACGGUCCCUACCCCGGAAGACGUCCAAAGACUCUGCCACAUUCUCGAUCAUAUGAGACCAGAGGAUGUUGGAUUGAGUCAGGAUCUUCAAUUUUUCAAGCCUAAAAGCAAAACCAAAGGGACGCCCAGAGUCACCUCCACCACCAUAUACCAAUGUGAUAAUUUCGAGUUGUGUAUGUUCUUCCUUCCUUCAGCCGGUGUCAUCCCCCUCCACAACCACCCAGGAAUGACCGUUUUUAGCAAACUUUUGCUAGGGUCGAUGCACAUCAAAUCAUACGAUUGGGUUGAACCCCAGCAAGUAUCAAAUGGCUCGACAAUGUCCUCGAAACUUAGAUUGGGACAAGUGAAAGCCGACGGUGUCUUCACAGCGCCAUGCAACUCUUCUGUUCUUUAUCCAACGACAGGAGGCAAUAUCCAUGCAUUCACAGCGAUAACACCAUGCGCAAUACUUGAUGUCAUUGGACCUCCUUAUUCCCAAGAAGAUGGCCGUGACUGCUUAUACUAUAAGGAUACUCCGUAUACUACCAAUGCUACUUUAAAUGGGGACACGAUUCAACCUAAGGAGGAUGGUGAGAGGUACGGCUGGUUAGAAGAAAUCGACAUGCCGGCGAACGCACAGAUGGAUCAAAUCGAGUACCUGGGUCCGCAGGUUAUCGAGAACCGCGGUCGCUAGCCAUCUGAUGCAAGAUUCACACACAAAACGUCGUACUUUUUUUUUUUUUUUUUUUUUCCAUGGGGGAAAAAAAAGGGGGAGGGGGGAAGAGGUGGUUUCUCCAGAGUGCACGGAUGGGUAUCUACUUUUCCUUGAUGUAUUUUGGAACUGAGGCCUGAGGGUGUAGAGUUUCACUUCGAAGUUUCUAUGAAAAGUGGUAUAUGACAGGAAUUCAUAAACUGUAUACAAAACCGCAGGCGCCGGCUAACGGUUUCGCGCAA